AUGGCUCGGAUGGACGGCGUCGCAGCUGUCCGCCUGUCCCUCCUCGCAAUGUGGACCUUGCGCCGGCUCUCCAGGCCUUUGGGCGCCUUCCGCCGACUGGCGACGAGCCGCAAUGAAGGUUUCCUAUCGCGUUUAGAAGAGGAGCUCCAAAGCAUGCGCACAGCUGGUACUUUCAAGGUCGAACGCGUGCUGUCAUCUCCACAAAGUGGAGCUGUCACUGUGGUGGGUGGGUCAGAGCCAGUUCUGAACUUUUGCGCCAACAACUACUUGGGCCUCUCUAGUCACCCUGCUUUGAUCCAAGCAGCUCAAGCGACUUUGGCUUCACAUGGUUUUGGGCUGUCUUCAGUGCGCUUCAUUUGCGGAACGCAGGAUGUGCACAAGCAGCUUGAGGCAGCCAUCAGCACCUUCCACGGCACGGAAGACACGAUCCUUUUUCCUUCUUGUUUUGAUGCCAACGCUGGCCUUUUUGAGGCCUGCCUUGGACCAGAGGAUGCAGUCAUCUCUGAUGCGUUGAACCAUGCCUCUAUUAUUGAUGGCAUUCGAUUGUGCAAGGCACAGCGUCAUAGGUACAAUCAUAUGGACAUGGCUCAUUUGGAGGAAAUUCUCAGGGAGUGUGUUGCGAAAGGGACCCGCCAGCGCAUGAUUGUGACUGAUGGAGUCUUCUCCAUGGACGGAGACAUUGCUCCACUUCGUGAAAUUUGCGAUUUAGCGGACAAGUACGAGGCACAAGUCUUCGUAGAUGAGUGCCAUGCCACAGGUUUUUUGGGAGCCACAGGCAGAGGCACUCCAGAGCUUUGUGGAGUUUCAGGCCGCGUCGACAUCAUCAAUAGCACUCUGGGAAAGGCACUAGGUGGCGCCACUGGUGGUUACACCACUGGACCAAAGGCCCUAAUUGACUUGCUCAGAAACAAAGCAAGGCCAUACCUAUUUUCCAACACGCUUGCCCCUUCAGUUGCCGGGGCAUCCUUAGAGGUCUUCAAGAUGCUGUCAGACAGCGCAGGUUUGUUGAGCUCUUUGCAGGCAAAUGUGCAGCAUUUCCGCUCGUCAAUGAAGGCGGCGGGCUUCAAGCUCAGUGGCCAUGAGAGCUGCCCAAUCAUCCCAGUGAUGCUGGGAGAUGCCCGACUUGCCACUGAAAUGGCUGAUGAGAUGCUAAAACGUGGCAUAUACGUGAUUGGCUUCAGCUACCCCGUAGUGCCCAAAGGUGCAGCGCGCAUCCGGGUGCAAAUGAGUGCAGCUCACCAGCCUGAACAAGUCCAACGAUGCAUUGAUGCCUUUAUUGAAGUUGGCAAAGCCAAAGGCGUCAUUUGA
Molecule: messenger RNA, 1308 nt
Organism: Durusdinium trenchii
Lineage: Eukaryota; Dinophyceae; Suessiales; Symbiodiniaceae
Source: the annotation of a GenBank genome assembly